Messenger RNA from Heterotrigona itama, 2924 nucleotides. The record is from the annotation of a GenBank genome assembly. Lineage: Eukaryota; Metazoa; Arthropoda; Insecta; Hymenoptera; Apidae.
AUGGUAUGGGUAAGUGCACAUGUAUCAUCUUUUUAAAUCAUAGAGGGCACAACGGAACCGUUAAUUUUUUUUCAACGAAAUUCAACUAAAUUUCGUGAAAUACUAGGUCUAUACCAUUAUUGCAUUCAUGACAUAACGUAAGUACUUGAGAAUUCAAACGAAUUAAAUACAGAGAUGAAUGUUUAGUGUUAAAAACGAAAAUAAUUGUUUUCUUGGAUUUAAUAAUGUGUAUAAAAGAUAUAUAAUUUUCAACAUGUUUUAUUAUGACUAAAUAAAUUAAUUGGUUUAAUUAUUUAAUGUAGUUUCCAGUUAUAAAUAAUAAUUAAAGGCUUGUAAUAUCGUUCUACGUUGAUUGGUUGAUUAAUGUUUGUCGAUCAACAAAUAUUAACACAAAUCUUAUAUAUUUAAUUUUGUUAUAUGAUUAUCAUUUACAUAAUACAUUCGUUACACAUAUUUUUUAAAAAAUAAUAACAGAAAUACAUAAAUGCAUAUGUAUGGUAUGUUCAAAACAAAAAGGUAUGUUUAAAUUACAUUCAGUUUUGAUUACACAUAAUAUGUAUGGUAUUCAAAAAAUAACGAAUUUUUUUGUUUGUAAUAAUAUUGAUCAUUUUUUGUUAAGACAUAUCAAAACAUUUAUAGGUUGUGAAUAAUAAAUGGGAAAUUAAGUGAUUGUAUCUAUCACUAAGUGUUAAAAUGAAUUAAAUGAUGAAUAACAUCUUUUAUUAUAAGAUAUUUUUUGCUAAAAGAUUAAAUUUGAAAAUUCUGUGGGUUUGUAUUAAAUUAAAUUGCAAGCUCACAGUGAAAUAUUCUUUCUUUAUUUUAUCUCUAAUUUUUAAUAUCUGCAUAUUAAAAAAUCUAAAACAUUGGAAAGAUAAUUAAUUAUUGUAAAUCAUGUUUAUUACUCUUAAAACAUCUGUUGAUAAUUCUACGUAAUUGAAGAACUUGCACACAUAGAUACAAAGCUUUAGAUUAACAAAUUUUACUUUAUAUUUGUAUAUAAUAUCACCUUGUUUUUAGUUGUCUCAUUUAUUAUAGAACAAUUUAAUAUCCUGUGCUAUUCAACAUCAAAUAAUUUAUAUAUUUUAUUAAUUCAAUAUUAGUUUAAUAUUUGUGGAAUACAAAGUACAAUUAUCUAUCAAUAAGCAUAUAAUGAAAAUUAAACAACAAAAAAUUGAUUAAACGUUAAAGAAGAUUCUGCAAAAAGUAAAAAAGGAAACAUAAUAAUUAGAAGUACAAUUAUACAUAAUAUAUAAUAUGUACAUUGAUCUAUAGAAUUGAAAAUUGUCCCAUAAAUAAAAGAAGUUAAAUAAAUUAUUAUAUGGUAGUAAUUUAUCAAAUAUUUAAUCAUUAUAUGAUAAUUUUGUUUAAUUGUGAUUUCAGAUAAUAAAUGUGUAAAAGAAUUUACUGAACAAAUAUAUUCUUUUUGUAUUAAUUUAAAUACAAAUAGAAGUUUUAGAAGAAAAAAUUAUCAAACUACAAAUCAAGAAGAACUAAGAACAAUUUACAUUACAUCUUUGAUCAUGAAGUAUGCCUUAAGAAAACUACCUAAUAACAGAAGGUCACAAUUAAAUAAAAAUGAAAAUACAUUUGUGAAUGAAUGUCAUACAAAUGAUAUUCUAAUAAAAAAUACAUUUAUGUUAAAAAAACCUAUGACUACAUAUCGUAAGAAGAGUAAAGAAAUCCUUUUUCACGAAAAAUCUCCGCAUGAUAAAAUAGUUACAGUGCAUCAAUUUGGUAAUGCAAAUGCAGUAUCUUUUACCCCUGUUCUGUCUUCUACACCAAAAGACAAAGAAACACUUAAUGAUGCCAAAGAAAAAGAACAUGAUGAUAGAAAAAGAACGUCAUUCAAUAAUAAUACAACUUCUGAGUUCAACAAGAGUCAAACAAAUAUUACACUAACGGUAGAAGAAAAUCAACGGGAAGUAAAGAAAAAAGAUGCUACCUAUGAACUUGUUGAGCCUAAAACUCCAAAUUUACGGAAAAGGUUGCACGAAGAACGAAAUGCCAAAAAAGAAAAUUUUGAUCAAAGGGUAACGAUCAAGAAUUCUAGAGUACGUUUUGCAACUCGUUUGUCAGAUAAAAAUUACGAAUAUAAUUCUCCACCUCGUACAAGUUACAAUGAAAAAAAGCAAAUUAAUAAUCUUGCGACUCUCACGCCUAAAAAUAGUUCAAAAAAGAAUAUUUUAGGGUCACCAAUUCGUAUGAAAUCAAAUUCCAUUAAAGAUACUUCUUUAUUAUUAUGCAACAUUAUAGAUCAAUUGAAAUAUAUAAUGAAAGAAUAUAAAUAUCUGGCAUCUAUUAUAGAUUCAAUGCCCUCUACAACGAAGAAAGUUCCAAAUUUUGCUAAAAUUCAUAAAAAAUUGUUUGCCAAGUCAGAAUCGAUUGUUGAUGCAAAAAAACGAGUGAAAGACAGACAUACUGAAAUGAUCGCAUUCAAGAAAAAGUACAAUUCAGAGAAGGAAAGAUUGAAUUCACAGGGAGAAAAUCAGCUAUCUAAGAAGUUGAAUGAAAAUUCUUACAAUCGAUUUGGAUUCAAAAUAAGAAAACACGAAGCUGUUGAGCAUGUUUUAAGAAAGAAGAAUAAUACUUUACUACAUUCGACAAAGUAAAGUUAUAAAAAUUAUAAAAACGAUGAAGUGUAGGAUAAUAUGCUAAUAUUUUUUGUAUAUUUUUUUUAUUACAGAAACAAAGAACAGAACAGAGCUAUUUUGAAGGGUGUAAGAACAAAUCGACGUUUUGAACUUCAGAUGAAAUUUAGAAAUCUAAAUCGUUAAAAUAAAUAUAAUCUCUCUCUUGUUCUCUUUCUCACGCUAGAUAAUAACAUUUUAUUAUAAGAAAAAUUUUUCCACGUUAUUUACUUCAUUAUACUUCACAAAUAAAUGAAUGUAAUACGUUUAUUUUUUUUUCUUUUUUUGUAGGUUUAA